AUGAUCGGGGUACAUGCAGCAGUCCUCCGUCUCGCCCAGACUGUCACAUCCCACCCCCCGCCCCAUCCUCGUGCCAGCCAAACUCCACUCAAAAAGCAAGCCUCUCCAUCGGUACAGGGCCUCGGCGUCAAGGCCAGUUGGCAUGGCUGCAGGCAGAACGAGCCUGUAGGCAGAUUGCCUGUGGCUACAUGUCCGUCCAUGCCGGGCAGAGUGGACUUGAUUAAGGGGCGUGUGGAGCUGCAGUAUCGACAGCGGCGGACUGAACUUCCGAAGAAGAUGGACCGGAGGGGCCGAUGGGUUGCCGGUUAA
This is a messenger RNA of Protopolystoma xenopodis, 309 nucleotides long. The record is from the annotation of a GenBank genome assembly. Lineage: Eukaryota; Metazoa; Platyhelminthes; Monogenea; Polystomatidea; Polystomatidae.